Molecule: messenger RNA, 2379 nt
Organism: Salpingoeca rosetta
Lineage: Eukaryota; Choanoflagellata; Craspedida; Salpingoecidae
Exons: 2
Coding region: 332-2185 (617 amino acids)
Biological process (GO): extracellular matrix organization; cell adhesion
Cellular component (GO): extracellular matrix
Molecular function (GO): cell adhesion molecule binding
Source: RefSeq, a predicted model, not a curated record
GUUGCUUCGCCAACUCAAAGUUAGUUGCUUUGACAUCUGCAUGCGUGUUUGCUUCUGCACCGAGCUCUGCAUCAUCAGCAUCAGCAGCCAUAAGCAACGGCGCUGGACGCUUGCUUCUUGCUUGUUGUUGGUGUGUGGCGUGAGUGGUUGCUGUGCCAUUUUAUCCAUAUCCACCGCACGUGAAGCAUCGCCCAGCAACACCGCUUUUACCCGUGCCACGUCCCCCGCAUAUCCGCACAUCACCCCAGCAACCCACACACCGGUGACUUGGCACCCUCUCUCAUCUCCGUGCUCACCCCCCGAACAAGGUUGAGACGCGUGAUCGUGAAGGAUGACGAUGACGAUGAUGGCGUCCUUCAAUACACGCUGCUGCUGCUUGUUUCCGUUGCUGCUGGCAGUGGUGCUGGUUGUGAUGACACCGCUUGCACAAGCCAGGCCCAUUGCUGCUCGGCACCGCCGCGAAGUGACCGCAUACUCUCUGGAGGAAAUCGGUGCGGCUGGAUCCAACUUUGUGGUCGACCACUUUGGCGCCCUGCCUGGCGUGACAGACCCGCGGCGGUACACAACCGCGUUCUCCUCCUCCGCCACCAUCGCCGUCAUCAACGGCGUCACUUCCCUCACGCCAUGCAUUGCCGCGUGCGAGCUUGAUUCCGAGUGUCUCGGCAUCUUUUACUGGCACGUCCCAAACGGCGACGUGCGCUGCUAUCUCCUCUCGGACCUGGGCACGCCCGGCGGCAUCACCACUGCCACCGUCUCCCUCAGCCUGCGCCGUUUGUUCCCCACCACAAGCAGAUCUACAAGUGCAACAACGACCACCACCACAUCAACCACAUCCACAACUACAUCAACCACCACCACAACCACCACAACAACCCCAACCACUACAGCAACCACAACCACAACCACCACUACAUCCACAACCACCACAACCACCACAACUACAACCACAACCACCACAACCACCACAACUACAACCACUACAACCACAACUUUCGGGACACCAACAGUGUACGACAUCAUCCAAACAAAGCCGCAGUUCUCGUACCUGCUGCAAGCUGUGCAGGCCGCAGGCUUAGAAGCGGCACUGCAAACAACACCACACAUUACGUUCUUCGCACCAGACAAUGACGCGUUCGAGGACGCGUUUUCCCCAGCGGAGCUGGCAAACCCAUCCCUGCUGGGCAGCCGUCUGGCAACCAUGCUGCUGGGCCACGCUGCAACUAAUCGAUACACGGUAUACGGGCUGUUUGUCAGUAACGGCGCGGUGCUGCCAACGCUGAAUGGGCAGUCGUUUCUCUCUGUGGUCGUGAACCUCAACCUCAUCUACAUCAACGGCGCGCAAUUGGUUGAUGGCAACUUUGUCGCCUCCAACGGCAUUGUGCACGAGAUUGACGCCGUCCUACUCACCGAGCUUCUCACCACCACGACCACCACGAGCACCACGACCACCACCACAUCGACAACGACGACCACAACCUCAACCACAACUACAACACUGCCCGGUUCAACGACAACCACCACAACCACGACUGCAACCACGACUACAACUACCACCACAACCACGACUACGACUACAACCACAACCACGACUACGACUACAACCACGACUACAACCACGACUACAACAACGACGACAACGACGUCCACAACGUCGAGCACAUCCACAAUGACACUGCCAAACCUGGUGUCCUUUGUGAACAGUGACAGUCGCUUCAGCAUGUUUGCGUCCCUGAUUGAUUCCUCCUUCUUGGAGCCGACCCUGAGCAACCUUGGGCAGCAGUUUACGUUCUUCAUUCCCACAGACGAAGCCUUUGCCAAGGUGCCGCCAGCGGUGCUUGCAGAGCUGCAGAGCAGCCCGCUGGAGCAGCGCCGCUUCAUCUUGUACCACAUGCUCCCUCGCCGGCACACAGCAGCCACACUGCGCCACGUCGCCCCGCACGUGUACACGUCACUGGUUUCCAGCGAACCCAACCUGCUUGUCAGGAACAUUGGCGGCGUGCUCUCUGUCAACGGCGCAGACAUUGUGGCAGAGGACAUUGAGUUUCAACACGGCCUCAUCCACGCCCUGGACCGCGUCCUCUACCUCGACUACACCACAACCACAACCACGACGACCUCCACGACAACCUCUACCACAACCACCACAACCACGCCCGUCCCAGCCUCCAGCAGCAGCGUCAUGUGACGGCGUUAGCGCUAGCCUGGGGCGUGUCGUUUCCUUGCGUUGUUUCCUUCCAAUCGAGUGUUUCGUGUCAUCACAACGUACCUUGUGUCAACAGUCCUCCUCUUCACACACACUCCCCCCCCCCCACACACACAGAAAAACCUAACCUCGGCUCAUAAACCUUGUGCCUGCAAGCAAGCAAUCAGAAACAGAGG